GCUGUGCGCACCUAAGUUCGUUGUAUGUAGUACAAAUGUAAUAUUAAUAAUUAUGUAAGAUCGGUCUGUUUGUGAGACAAGGUGGGUAUUAGAAUUCAUCAGACGUAGUGAUGUUGUCUCCUCGACGAUGCUAGUCAGACAUUGAUAUGCAGAAGCUUGGAAUGCAGUCACGGUUGUUCCUUCUUUAUCGAGGCGGUGAUGGGCUGUUCAAAUUUCGCAAUUGACUGAUCGGAUCAAUGUCCAAGGAAUUCCGAGACACUCCUCGAAUCGGAUCUGUUCACCCGCUCGAGAUUCGCCAGCUGCAGCACUCUCAGCUGUCCGUCCCCGUUCCUUUGUAAAGCUUGGCAUUUGAUAUCGAGUGCUAGUGGCCCCGUUCCACAUGCGGUUCCCUGUGGUUGAUUGAUGACAAGAGUACGUUUAAAAACCUCAGUUUCUCGAUCCUGGUCGAGGGUCGGCAAUGUUUACCGAAUCAUCGUCAGAACGCCAGCUCGAUGGCAUAUCCCUCCUGAGCUUAACACUUUUUACAGCCAUUUGCUACGGCACUGUACUGACCAUCUACAUCCAGUGCUUCUUUUCAUUGGUCCACAGUCCGAUGCGGCGGGCUCCCGGAUCACGACUGUUUUUCCUUGGCUAUACAUCUGUCAUGUUCAUUCUUGAAACGUUAUAUGCUGCUGCAAAUUUUCGAAGAGUUUGGAUAGCAUUCGUUGUAAAUUGGGGCUCCCCCAUGAAUUCAACGAGUUACGAGAUUGGUUUAUGGAGUGAUUGGGCCGGUACAGCAGCAAUGGCGUGCUAUAUCAUCUCCAAUUGGUUGGCGGAUGCGCUUACGCUUGUGCGCUGUAUGAUCUUGUUUCGAAACAUGAAAAACACAAGAUGGCUGAUUCCUAUCCUAUGCAGCGUGUUCCUUGUUGUUAUUGUGACUUCUAUCAGUCUGUUUGUGAAUACAACAGAAGUGACCAAGUCAAUGGAAGCAAUGACCAAAGCCUACCGCAUCUUUGUUGUGGUCGAUCUCUCCUUUAAUGUUAUCACGACGUCAUUGAUAACCGCUUGUAUCAUGAUGCACCGCACGAAGCUAAGGAAAUCUUCAGGAACUCAUGACCAUGGGAGGGAGUACAUCAAUAUCAUCGCGAUGACCAUUGAGUCUUGUAUGAUUUCCGCGAUUAGCCCGAUCGUCUAUCUCGUCCUCUACGCGAUGAAUAGCUUUGUGCAGUAUCCACUCAUGGUCAUCCAGAACCAAAUGCAGGUCAUUGCGUUCUUUGUAUUGGUCUUGAGAAUCAUUCAAGGAAAAACGUGGACAAGACGAGCAGAUGCUAAUAUCACUUCUCAUUCGCUUCCAAGUGACGGACUUUCCUUCCAGCUUCAGCGGGCUUCGUCUUAGUAUUACCACUAAAUAGCUCCAUCACGAGCCCAACACACUGUUACACCUACGUAAUGUACAGAACUAUCAGAAUAUUCACACAGCCCUCUAGAUUUUCGUCAUGGACUGAUUUCUGCAAGCGGCGGAGCAGAAGUAAUCUGUUCCAGUCUGUGGGUAGCGUUGGCACAUGAUGCAUCCAGGAACCAGUCCGAGGGUCACUGCUUCUCUGAAGAACAUUUAGUAUCUCGUGGUAAUCG
Molecule: messenger RNA, 1611 nt
Organism: Suillus plorans
Lineage: Eukaryota; Fungi; Basidiomycota; Agaricomycetes; Boletales; Suillaceae
Exons: 6
Coding region: 458-1375 (305 amino acids)
Source: RefSeq, a predicted model, not a curated record